This is a messenger RNA of Drosophila teissieri, 3378 nucleotides long. RefSeq names its product F-box/LRR-repeat protein 14 (gene Ppa). The record is from RefSeq and is a predicted model, not a curated record. NCBI's taxonomy places the organism in Eukaryota, Metazoa, Arthropoda, Insecta, Diptera, Drosophilidae. Gene Ontology annotation, biological process: SCF-dependent proteasomal ubiquitin-dependent protein catabolic process. Gene Ontology annotation, cellular component: SCF ubiquitin ligase complex. The transcript has a single exon. Bases 232 to 1833 code for a protein of 533 amino acids. Gene Ontology annotation, molecular function: protein binding.
UCCGGUUCGUGCGCAUCGCGUCUCGGUCGCAAGAACAAAGAACACACAAAUAGAACUUGGACUUCCAACUACACACAGUGUUCGAGUUAAGUGCAGUGAAUAACCACAGUGAACCCAACUAGUCUUCAACCAAGCAUACAAACAGUAAAAUGCAGCGCAUAUAGAAAAGCCAAUCCAGCAGUCAGUUCCAAAAGUAGCAGUCAAGCGACAAGCCAAGUGUAAACGCAAAAGAUGGCCACCAACACGGAGCUGCUGCCCUUCCAUCAUCAAACAAUCGCGGUGUUGAACAAUUUGAAUAGCCACUGUGGCGGAUCCGGGAGCAACGGAGCGGCCCCCAGUGGCGGCGCCGGAGCCGGAGGAGCGCCCAGCUGGGCCAUGGACGAACUCUAUCAACAGACUGAGCUGCCCGGUCUGACGCGAACCGGAGCCACCACCACCCACCACCACCUGCUGCGCUUCACGCCCUACGCCCUGCACCACCGACCGCCGCACCACCAGCUGCAGACCUUGCCGCCGGCCCUCUACUUGCAGCAUGCCGCAGCAGCGGCGGCCGCAGCGGCAGCAGCAGCGGCCCACGCCCAGCACCAUCAUCACCAUCACCACCACCUCCCGCACAGACCAGCAUCGCCGGACAGUCCGCCGCCGGUGGAGGGCACCCACAUCAGCAACCUGUUCCCAGAGCUCCUCGAGCAGAUAUUCGAGCACCUACCAGUGAGGGAUUUGGGCCGAGCGGCCCAGGUCUGCACCGCCUGGCGGGAUGCGGCCUAUGCCAAGAGCGUGUGGAAAGGCGUCGAGGCCAAGCUGCACCUCAAGCGCUCCAGUCCGAGCCUGUUCAACUGCCUGGUCAAGCGGGGCAUCAAGAAGGUGCAGAUCCUAUCGCUGCGCCGCUCGCUCAAGGAUUUGGUCCUAGGCGUUCCCGCUCUGACCUCGCUGAACCUGAGCGGCUGCUUCAAUGUGGCGGACAUGAAUCUGGGCCAUGCGUUCAGCGUGGAUCUGCCGAACCUCAAGACACUGGACCUCUCCCUCUGCAAACAGAUCACGGACACGAGUCUGGGGCGGAUCGCGCAGCAUCUGAGGAAUCUGGAGACCCUGGAACUGGGCGGAUGCUGCAACAUCACGAACACAGGACUGCUGCUCAUUGCGUGGGGCCUGAAGAAGCUGAAGCACCUCAAUCUGCGCUCUUGCUGGCACAUCAGCGACCAGGGCAUCGGCCACCUGGCGGGCUUCUCGCGGGAAACGGCCGAGGGCAACCUGCAGCUGGAGUACUUGGGCCUGCAGGAUUGCCAGCGGCUGAGCGACGAGGCACUGGGCCACAUUGCCCAGGGCCUGACCUCGCUGAAGUCGAUCAACCUGAGCUUCUGCGUCUCGGUGACGGACAGCGGACUGAAGCACCUGGCCCGCAUGCCCAAGCUCGAGCAGCUGAACCUGCGCUCCUGCGACAACAUCUCGGAUAUCGGAAUGGCCUACCUCACCGAGGGCGGCAGCGGGAUCAACUCGCUGGACGUCAGUUUCUGCGACAAGAUCAGCGACCAGGCCCUGACGCACAUAGCCCAGGGACUCUACCGACUGAGAUCGCUGUCCCUCAAUCAGUGCCAGAUCACCGAUCACGGCAUGCUGAAGAUCGCCAAGGCGCUGCACGAGUUGGAGAACCUCAAUAUCGGACAGUGCAGCCGGAUAACGGACAAGGGCCUGCAAACGCUGGCCGAGGAUCUGACCAAUCUCAAGACCAUCGAUCUCUACGGCUGCACGCAACUCAGUUCCAAGGGCAUCGACAUCAUCAUGAAGCUGCCCAAGCUGCAGAAGCUCAACCUGGGCCUCUGGCUGGUCAGGUGAUGCGUCCACCACGACUGCAAUGCCUGUGCGGCGAAGGAGGCCGCUCGCGGCUCUUAUAAUUCCCAACCAUAGAUUCCGGGCGGGAAUGCAAAGGGCAGAGACAAGAUACACUGAAAACUCAUAGCUUUCGUUUGCCAUACCACACGCUGUACUACAUUUUUUUCGUACGAAUCGAGGAACGAGCAGAAAGGCACAAAACAACGCAGCAACAACAAAAAGCAAACAAGCAUGGCGCGCGGGCGGAGUUGGGGGCAGAAGGGACAUGGACAGACGACGUCGGGGGAUGGAGCUGCCAGCUCAGCGUGUUUCUAGCUAGCAGUACAGUAGUGAUGUUUUCGCUGUUAGAAACUUUUUUUUUCGGGAAUAGGCUUUGAAACGAGUACAACUAAACUAAACUUAAAAUAGUCGGACUUCCUUACAAGUAGAAGUUAUUAUUUGUGAACACUCAGUCCUCCAAGUUUAGGUAAAAGCCCUCUUUACAUGACCUACAAUUUCAUUGCAGUUUCCAUGCUCGGAAAACAUAGCUUUUGUAGAAGGGGCUUUUGCAAAUGCAUACAUACUAGUAAAACUCAUGCAAUAGCAUAUAAAUACUUACAAAUGACAUUGACUCAACACGACUCUUGAUAGCCAGAACUAGCUAUUUUCCCGCUGAGAGCGGUCAGCUCUGCCCAUGGAGCUCGUUCUGCUGCGUUGUUGUGUAGUGUUGUGUUUCUAGGGGGCCAGAGCGAGAGGGGAGAUGCCGCUGGCGUCGGCUUACACGCAGCGAUAAAAAACGAAACAGAGGGAAAAAGGAAAAAAGCAGGCAGGCAACAACAACAACAACUGCAGCUAUGGCCGACAGCAACAAAGUGCAUGGCGAUGGAGACGCGCGAUAAGCAGCAGGAGAGGAGAGGGGGCGGGGGACAGUGGGCAGCAAACACACAUGCACAGGGGCAGCAUAAACACACCCAAACACGCAUAUGUGUGUGUGUGUGCGUGUGCAAUGCAGGCCGCAGUUAAGCAGAUGCAAAUAAAUUUAAAUAGUUUAUUUUAAUUCACGCUUCGGCUACAAAAGCCAGCGUCCUCCAUUGCCACAGCAACAACAAAAGCAACAGCGACAGCGAUAACACAACAACAAAAUGAGAAACAGAGAAAAGAAGAAAAGAGAGGGAGUAGCUCCAAUCCGCUCUUCUCUCGCUCCCCACCGCAUUUGUAUUUUUCUUGCCUUGUGCGCUGUGUGCUCCGCUUUUGUAUCUUUGUAUCUUAGUAUCUUUUUUUUUGUUUUUGUGCCUCGCCGUUUUCUUCCCGACUUCGUUGCGAAUUUGUUUAGUACAGCGUCGUUAGUAAUGCCGUUUAAUUUAGUUGAUUAAAACGUAAACGUAAAAUGUAACGAAAACUUAAGCGACAACAAUGUUAAUAGUAGACACUUAAUGAAAAUGCGUAAACUUAAUUCUUAGUUCUUAACAUUUGUCAAGCCACAAUUAGUCAAAUAACGAAAAAAAAGGGGAAGAGAAUAACCAUUAACACAAGUUAUAAAAACAUGAAAAAAACGACCUUGUUUAAUAG